CGUAACAAGGGAGAAAGCAUUCAAGGACAAUGGAUAGCUCCAUACGAGAGAGAUUUCUGAGUUUUGUCGAUGUUAUAAUUAGGGUUCCACCAUUAUUCAUCAUAGAUGAACUACUUAAAAUUGAAUUCGGAUUAAUGGAGGAAAAUGUAGUGUUAGAUAGCACAGUUAUUAUAUCUAAUUCAGCAACACCACCCAUAUCCAAUUCAUUUCUUAUAGAACUUUUUGAUGUUAGGCAUGUUGCCUACAAGAUAUUUUUGACGAUCAUAUUGAAAUUUUUAUGUUGUUGUUUAGGAUGUAUUGCUGCACUGUGUACAUUUAUGUUAUGGACAAAGCACUUAAUAACUGUAUACUUAUAUUUAACAUCAGUUGGGGUAAUAGUCCUAUCGCAUUGGUCAAACACUAGUGCAAUGAAAGCUAUCAUAGCGUACGUGAGCACCCAAGAAACCACAACUAGUAUACUGGAUGAUAUUUUGUGCUUCAACAUAACAUUCAUUUUAAAAGAAGGACCUGGGUUCGUGGUAAUUCAAAAUUACAUUCUGCAAUGCCUAUUAGCCAGCAUCUUUUGUUAUACCCACCUGGCUCCGAAAUAUCCGGUAUUGCAGAAACUUUUAGUAUUAAGCUUCAUGGCACCUUCGAUCCUGGGAAUUUAUCCAUUGCCAACGCAAGUUCUUCACCACGCCCCGGUGUUCGCGGCGCUCGUUCCGAUGACUGUAUGCAACUUCGUCCUUUGGUACAACGGCAUCACUAUGCUGAAAACGAUCUAUAUGGGAUACCAACACGCGCGUAAUUUUAUAGAUAAUUACGGUCUGUCCGCGCUGGCCGAGACCGAGUGGAUCCGAUUGAACGUGCCGUGCGUGUUGCGUACUUUUUGGAUGCUACGCGCGGGAAGACAGGUCAUACAGAUUCUUCUGAACGAUUAUAGCGAGGAGACAUUCAGCUACUUCAUGAUGAUCAAAUCUUUAGCAGUGAAUGGUUGCGAGACCUUGACAGCGGUCUUGGGGAUGACCAGCAUAGUCUCGUUCAUUUGUCACUAUAUCGGUUGCUUCUUCCAAUGGGUGCUUCUCACGGGAGACGAGGGUGAGAAAAGCAUCGGCACCGUCUCCGCGAUUCUUUUCUACAUUCUGGCGCUUCAAACCGGGCUGACCAGCUUGGACAAGGACAAACGUUUAGUCAGACUUUGUCGUAACAUCUGUCUGCUGGUCACUGCGAUAUUGCACUUCGUGCACAAUAUUGUGAACCCAUUGUUAAUGUCUCUCAGUGCCUCGCACAAUCCAGCUCUACAUCGGCAUAUCAGGGCACUGGUGGUCUGUGCGUUUCUGAUACUGUUCCCGGUAUCGGUGCUUGUGUAUCUCUGGUCGCAUUACACUUUGAGCACGUGGCUCCUGGCCGUGUCCGUAUUCAACAUCGAGGUGAUAGUGAAGGUGCUGGUCUCGCUGGCGAUAUAUUCCCUGUUCCUCGCCGACGCGUACCGUAGCGCUUUCUGGGAACAACUGGACGACUGCGUCUACAUCAUACGAUCGUUCGGGAACACCAUCGAAUUCGCUUUCGGCAUCAUUCUCUUCUUCAACGGUUUCUGGAUCCUGGUGUUCGAGUCCGGCGGUGCUAUCCGCGCCAUCAUGAUGUGCAUCCACGCUUAUCAGAAUAUCUGGUGCGAGGCGAAGGAGGGCUGGAGCGUGUUUAUGAAACGGCGAACAGCCGUGGACAAGAUCAACACUCUGCCGGAGGCGAAAGCGGAACAGCUUCGAAUGUUGGACGACGUGUGCGCGAUUUGUUACCACGAGAUGCAGAACGCCAAGAUCACCCAAUGCAAGCAUUACUUCCACAGCGUGUGUCUGCGUAAAUGGCUGUACGUGCAAGACCGUUGCCCCCUUUGCCAUAACAUAUUGUACAAAUUCGAGAACAUAAGGAGCAACAACGAGACCAGGUGAAACGACGCGUUGUUUCAUUGUGAUAUCUACAUAUAUAUAUGUAUGUAUGUAUGUAUGUAUAUCUGUAUACAGAGAA
Messenger RNA from Dufourea novaeangliae, 2004 nucleotides. It is a transcript of the gene Trc8, whose product is annotated as protein TRC8 homolog. The transcript has 3 exons. Lineage: Eukaryota; Metazoa; Arthropoda; Insecta; Hymenoptera; Halictidae. Gene Ontology annotation, biological process: ERAD pathway. The record is from RefSeq and is a predicted model, not a curated record. Gene Ontology annotation, cellular component: endomembrane system; endoplasmic reticulum. Bases 30 to 1928 code for a protein of 632 amino acids. Gene Ontology annotation, molecular function: ubiquitin protein ligase activity.